GAGGAUGACUUGGAGGCCGCGCUGUUCAACAUUCAGAAUGCUCCCUUCCAAAUGCGUGUCACCGAUCGACUGGGUUUUCAUUCCCACAGCCGGAGUACUCGAUUUUCCGACGGUGCGGACAAUGUACUGGAUGUCACUGUGGGCCGCCAGCGGAAUGGAGGAUCGGUGCGCUUUGGUGAUGAUGCUGGCAGUAGUUUUGUACAGCCAGCGCCCACAGAUCUUCGUCAUAAAAUCAAUGCCCAACAUAAACCGGACGAUCUGCGUAGCCAUCUGAACCACAUGCCCCAUGAGAAUGCAAAAGUUUCGCUGGAGGAUACCGCGACGGCGGUGCGCCGGGUGAAUGCCGACAUCGCCAACGCACCACUGCUAGAUGAGCCAACAAACAGCCACGGCUUUCGUCCCAUUAAAAAUAACGUGGCGUUCCCGGAUGAGGAGCGUCACAUUCGGAUACAGGACAAUCCAGAUUCCCCGGCUAGUAUCAACAUGGGGGAAGGCGGCGAAGCAGACGAUUAAGUUGACCAUGAUCAACCGGCUGGGACCUGUACCCAACGCUUCCACGUCCAACGCACCGAGCAGUCCUCCCGCUCCGUGAGGAUGGAAGCGACACGCUGCAAAAUCGCCCGAAGCCGUUGGUUUUGCGCCAGUUUUACGGCCGC
Molecule: messenger RNA, 656 nt
Organism: Paramacrobiotus metropolitanus
Lineage: Eukaryota; Metazoa; Tardigrada; Eutardigrada; Parachela; Macrobiotidae
Exons: 2
Coding region: 52-513 (153 amino acids)
Source: RefSeq, a predicted model, not a curated record